CCCCGUGCACUGUGCUACAGUCCCAUCGUUUCUGCUUGUUCGCAAGGCAACCACCGGUGAAUGCGGAGCGACGCCGCAGGCAGGUGGUGCACCGCCAGCUCGAAUCAGGCUCGCCACAUUUCACGGCUCGGCGCUCGGCCGUCCAAGGUGCCACGGCAAGGUUUUCGCUCGCGCCGCACUUGUAACGGCCGCUCAACCUAGCCCAGGGUUAGAAGACAGAAUGUAAUUAUCGUUGUGUAUUUAUUUCCGAGUGCAAUUGGAGCGUCACGCCGCGCUUCGUGGUAUGCCGCUGGGCCAGCAUAAGCAGCCCGCGUCCCGUCUCUCCGGGUCCAAUCGCGCCUCUUGAUAGACCCUCCUCUCUCGCAUAGCCGCUCACUGCUGCUGUCGACUGCCGUGGCGUAGUCGCGCUCACGGCAUGGAAGAAUCCCCGUUGGAGAGACCGGCGGCGGAGAGGCCGUCGGGGGAGAGGCCGUCGGCGGAGAGGCUGUCGGCGGAGAGGCCGUCGGCGGAGAGGCCGUCGGCGGAGAGGCCGUCGGCGGAGAGGCCGUCGGCGGAGAGGCCGUCGGCGGAGAGGCCGUCGGCGGAGAGGCUGUCGGCGGAGAGGCCGUCGGCGGAGAGGCCGUCAUUGCUGCCUCGCCUACGCGAGCUGGUCAUGCAAGCUACGGCGAAGAAGAAGUCGCCCCCGCCCCCGCCACCCGCGCGCGCCUCCGCUCCUCCUCACCCGCGUGCCUCCGCUCCCCCUCCCGCGCGUGCUUCCGCUCCUCCUCCCGCCACCAACGCUACCAGGCCCGCCGCGCGCAGCCCCGCGCCCGGGACAGGCCCUCACGGUCGCCCUCCUACUAGCGCCACCCCAGCUCGAGCGCGCUCUCCUAUAAAUCCCCCAGCUCGCGAGCCGUCACCGGCUGCGAGCGAGCAAGGGUCGUCGGGAGACCCCGUGGAGUCUCCGCGCGGGUAUGCGAGUGCGUCUGGCAGUGAGUACGAGAGCGACUAUGGGAGUGUGUCUGGUAGCGCGUCCGCGAGUUGGUCCACGGAGUGCUCUGAGGGGGACGAGUGGAGCGACGAGGCGAGCACGGACGACAGCAGGGAGCGCAUAGAGAACUGGGAGAACGCUGCGCACAGGCAGGGCGUUGCGCGCACAAGGCAGGCGCGUGGCGGGCGGCAGCAGCGCAGGCAGCGCAUGGUGUGGACGGACGUGCUCACGGUGGACCUGGUGCGCACAGUCAUCGACGCGCUCGCCCGGCACGGGCGGCCGCCGUACGCGCCCAUCCACUGCUGGUGGGAGAUCCUGGACGCGUGGGACGAGCGGCACGGCGGGCUGGGCCUCACAGUGGCGCAGCUGCAGCGGCGCAUCCGCGUGGUGACGCUGUGGGUGAGCCACAUCCGCCACAUGCAGAGCUUCUUCCCGCCGGGGGUCACCUGGAACCCCGAGCGAGAGUACUUCCGACCAGACCCCAAGCUGGGGGUGUUGGAGCGAGUGAAGCGUCUGCCGCAGUGGAGCAGCAUGCGGCGCUGGCAGGCGCACAAGGCGCCGUGGUUCCCCCUGGCGCAGCAGCUCGUCUUCCACAGCAACCAGCGCGGCCUCUACGCCAUGGCGUCCAAUGAGCCCUUCACAGACCGCUUCCUCUGGGACGACCCUGGCGGCGGAAGGGGUGGCGGCCUCCGCCGCCGCCCUCGCCCGGCUGCUGUUGCCCCUGCAGCAACUGCUGCUGCUGCUGCUGCUGCUGCAUCCCGUGGUGCUGAAGGUGAUGGGGAAGGGAGUGGCGGGGGCAGGCAAGGAGCGCGCAGGCGCCAGGUGGCUUCUCCGUUGAACGAGCCUGUGAAGCGCAGGCGAGUGCAGAGCAGCAGCGCUGGCGACAGGAAGACGGGAAUGGCCCGCGCCUUGGAGCGAGAAAUCACCAUCACCUAUCGCCGUAUCGGAGACCGGAUUGUUGUGCUGGCAGACGAGUAUGACGAGUAUCUGCCGGCAGCGGAGAAGGCAGUGGUUGAGAUUGAGGGCCUGUCAACCCGGGAGAAGGAGGCAGCGGUGCGGGGCUUCCAGAAAACGCCUCACAUGGCACGCUUGUUCCCGAGCUUCAGUGUGGAGAUGCAGAUGGAGUAUGCCAGGAGGUGCUACAGGGACGAGCAAGCAGCCAUUGCUAAGUACUGUGGCCGCCAAUUCACCGAUGAGGGUGCCCGAGACAGCGGUUUCUGCAAAUGAUGUUUUUUUGGUGUAUGGAGAUGUUGGUUUGGUAGUUGGGAGGUUGGGCACGACAAUUGGUGGCGGUAGCCUGGUUACGUAGCCCUGCUUGCAAGGUCCAGUGGUGUGGUUGUUGGGGAGCUGGCGUUAUUGGCGCAUAUAUCAUGCGCUAGAUGGGGAGGGGACAGUAAGGACUGGGUGGAGCUUGCUGGAGUAUUCAGGGUCCAGUAAUCAGUAAUCGGAGCAGGACAGAUGUUUUCUUACAAGGACUUUUUGGUCUACCGGGCUGCUCAUGAGAAGCUGUCUUAGGGCGUGUCCAGCGCGUACGUUUGAUUAAGGUUGGGUGAGGUGCCUCACGGAUCAGAAGGAUUGAUAACAAAUCUGAAACGGUUGG
This is a messenger RNA of Closterium sp. NIES-67, 2570 nucleotides long. The record is from the annotation of a GenBank genome assembly. Lineage: Eukaryota; Viridiplantae; Streptophyta; Zygnematophyceae; Desmidiales; Closteriaceae.